Messenger RNA from Symbiodinium necroappetens, 287 nucleotides. The record is from the annotation of a GenBank genome assembly. Lineage: Eukaryota; Dinophyceae; Suessiales; Symbiodiniaceae.
GAACCUGUUUCCUGUUUUUGUCCUCGCAAAGGCUUCGCUGGAGGAGGUGGAGCAGCUGAAGUUGGAGUACACAAAUCUCUUGCAGGGUCAGCAGGACACGGUUCAAGCAUCUCAGAAGCACCUGGAGACCAAGCUCGAGGAGCUGGGUUGCCAGAUGCGGGAGAUGCGCUCGACAUUGGAGUCUGGACGCAUCACGUCGAAUCAGGACGACCUUGCCAAGCAGUUAGCGCAGGUUUCGGCGGUCAACGCGAAGCUCGAGACUGCUGUGGCUCGGGGCCUAGCUGCUG